AUGGCAGCUGCCACCUCUGUUACCUCUUCUGAGGAGGUGGCAUUGGUGGUUUUGGGGAAUGACUUGCCAAGAGACAAGGUGAACCAAAGCUACCCUCAAGAGCAGAGUUCUGGGGAUCCUGAGGCUACCCUACGAUGGAGUGAUGCCUGUCGCAGCUCCGCUUGUGAGACUGCAGUGCUUGUACCCAAGAGUGACAUGAGGCCCAGUCCUGAGGGGAGCAGAGAAGAUGCCAAAGAAGGGCCUGUUGUGGGUGAAGAAGCCUUCUCCAAAUCUCCCACCACCAGGGAGGAGGACGGGGAAAGCAAUGGGAUGCCUGAGGCGGCCGCUCAUGUCUUUGUCCCCAUCGAUCCCUGUUGCAUCCAACGCACCCCAACGGGGGAUGAAAAGAGGAGGAAACAGGAAUACGAAGAGGAAAUUGUGCGCUGCGAAAAGGAGAAAGGGGACUCCGAGAAGCAGAAUUUCAUCGCUCGUGGGUAUUCUGCACACCUCGAUGACUUGCCCAGCUGUGAGGGAGAGCGAGCCAACACGUGUUCUGAGAGACUGCGGUGCCUGCAGUGCCGCAACUGUAGCCCUAUCAACCUUAAGGCUGUGGCCUCCAUGGUUGGAGCCACAAUCAUUUUCCCUUGCCUGAUUUAUGGCGCAUAUGUCUUCCUGCCCUUUGACGCACCUCUGAUGCCUACCAUGAGUGCCCGUUUGGUUUACACACUUCGCUGUGGGGUGUUUGCCACUUUCCCAAUCAUUAUAGGCAUGGUUGUGUAUGGGGUGUCCCGCCUCUGCUUCUCCUCCCUACAGCCCUUUGGGGAGCUGCGGCGGGAAGUGGAGAUCCACCGGCACUACGUGUCCCAAUCGGUCAACCUCUUCAUCCUGUAUUUCUUCAACAUCGCCGUUCUCUCCACUUACCUGCCUCAGGAAGGCCUCAAGCUUAUUCCUCUCCUGACGGCCCUCUUUGCCAUUUCACGGCUUCUCUACUGGCUAGCUUACGCCAUGGGCCGCUCUUUCCGGGGCUUCGGCUUUGGCUUGACGUUCCUGCCCCUUGUCGCCAUGCUGCUGUUCAACCUCUACAGCAUGUUUCUCUUGGAUCCAGAGAAUAUGUUCGCCAUAGGAGACAACAGCGCAGAGACGUCAUUGGAGAAGGAGACGCGGCUGGCAGGCUCCAAGCCUAGAUACUGGGGGUGA
Euleptes europaea (tarantolino) is the source of this 1176-nucleotide messenger RNA. RefSeq names its product transmembrane protein 79 (gene TMEM79). Gene Ontology annotation, biological process: regulated exocytosis. The transcript is spliced from 3 exons. The coding region runs from base 1 to 1176 and encodes 391 amino acids. NCBI's taxonomy places the organism in Eukaryota, Metazoa, Chordata, Lepidosauria, Squamata, Sphaerodactylidae. The record is from RefSeq and is a predicted model, not a curated record. Gene Ontology annotation, cellular component: lysosomal membrane; trans-Golgi network membrane.